Messenger RNA from Guyanagaster necrorhizus, 2318 nucleotides. Its product is annotated as actin-like protein Arp5p. The record is from RefSeq and is a predicted model, not a curated record. Lineage: Eukaryota; Fungi; Basidiomycota; Agaricomycetes; Agaricales; Physalacriaceae. The coding region runs from base 25 to 2232 and encodes 735 amino acids. The transcript has 14 exons.
UUCCCACCUUGCUCAGCUACCGCCAUGCACUCAGACGAUAUGCAAGUUGAUGCUGCGCCCAAUGUCGUGCGCGUCCCAAUUCCAGCGCUGCCGUCUGUGCCGCCGCCUCCAGACUUGUAUGACAAGCACCGUGGCACAAACAUACCUAUUGUCAUCGACAACGGGUCUACCACUUUUCGCUGGGGCUUUGCUGAUUCAGAGGCGCCUAGGUUUGGUCCUAAUGCUAUAUCCAAGUACAAGGAACGAAAGACAAAUAGACCUCUUUUACUUUUCGGGGAAGCCAUCGACGUGGAAAGUGGUGCCAAAGCGCAGACGAGAACUGCUUGGGAAGGUGAUAUCUUGCUGAACUUUGAUGCUUUGGAGAACGCCUUAGAUUACGCGUUUGUCAAUCUUGGACUCGAUACGCCGACCGUGGAACAUCCUGUGUUAAUGACAGAAAGGUUGAGCACACCGUUGCAUUCAAGGGCUUUGACUUCGGAGCUAAUGUUCGAACAAUAUUCGGUCCCAGCCUUAUCAUAUUGCAUCGAUGGGCUGAUGUCAUUCUAUGGAAACAACAAAAAACCUGGAACCGACAAUUUUGAAGAGGAUGGCCUGUGCAUAUCGUUUAACACGGCUUCAACUGCUGUGAUGCCCAUACUAAAUGGGAAGGGUAUUCUGAGCCAUGCAAAACGAAUACCAUGGGGAUCUCUUCAAUCCUCAGAGUACCUUCUGAAGCUAAUCCAACUCAAGUAUCCCAAUUUCCCGACGCGUGUCACAACAACGCAAUCUAAUUGGAUGCUGCGAAACUUCUGCGAUGUAUCAACGAACUACUCUAUGCUUCUCAAAUCUUUGAAAGAUCCUCUAAAAUUACGUGCAUCGGAGACCAUCAUACAGUUCCCCUUCGCGCUUCAAGUAGCUGAAGAAAAAACUGAAGAGGAACUGGCGCGGAUUGCGGAAAAACGGAAAGAACAAGGACGAAAACUUCAAGAAUUAGCGGCAAAAACGCGAAUGGAAAAGUUGCUACAGAAGGAGAAUGAUCUUCAACACUUACUGGAGCUUAGAGAAUCCAGAGGCGAAGAUGGCAAGAGAGAAUGGAAUAAUAAAUUGUCUGCCGAGGGUUUUGACGAUGACUCUCAGUUGGAUGACACCAUCAAAAAGUUGGAGUCUGGUCUCAAGAAGGCAAGAAAGAAGGAAGCUGCUGAUGGUGGAGAUGACCCUAUAGAAGAACCUUCUUUCCCGCUUGUGGAUGUUCCGGAUGUAGAUCUAGAUGAAGACGGCCUCAAGGAAAAGAAGAAGCAAAAACUGAUCAAGGCAGGCUACGAAGCGCGUGCGCGAGCAAGACGCGAAAAAGAGCGUGAAAAAGAAGAGAAGGAACGCGAGGAGAAACGGGAGGAAGAAGAACGUGAAGCAGACUUGGGCGGGUGGUCCAGGAAGCUGCGACAGGAACAGGAAGUUCUGAUGGACCGGAUUAAGAAUCGGUCGAGAAGAAAAGCUGCUUUGAGUGAUAGAAAGAGUGCCGCCGCUCAGGCGAGGAUGAAGAGUAUCGCAAACCUCGCCGCAGAUGACAGGAUAUCAAAAAAGAAAAGGAAAGGGGCGGGAGAGGAUAUGUUUGGUGCUGAUGAUGCUGACUGGGCGAUCUAUCGAAAAAUAAAUACUACUGCAGCUUCGUCUGAUGAAGAGGAGGACUUGAUCCAGUUGCAGUUAAUCGAACAGAAACUUCUAGCUCACGAUCCCACUUUCACGGCUCAACAUACGCACGCGUCAAUAACGGCCCAGCGAUCUGCACUGUUGACCGCUUUCAAACCUGUCUAUGAGGAGGGCGACGUGGAGGGCAACACACGGAUCCAUUUGAAUACAGAAAAGUGGCGAGUCUGCGAAGCCUGGUUUUCACCGGGGAUUGCAGGCGUCGAUUCCGCAGGCGUCGGGGAGGUCAUUCAGAACAUCUUGUCUCGAUUCAGUGAUGCCGAAAAGGCGAGGCUCGUGAAGAACAUAUUUCUCACCGGGUCUCCAUCGCAGUUUUCUGGGAUGAUACCAAGGCUUCAUAACACCUUGAGGCCUCUACUCCCACAGGACAUGCCCGUCAACAUCGUGAGAGCAGCAGACCCAUCCCUAGAUGCCUGGAAAGGCAUGUCCUUGUUCAGUGUAACCUCGGAAUUCGAGAAGACUUGUUUUACCAAAGCCGAAUACGAGGAGUAUGGGCCAGAGAAGAUCAGGAAAUGGUGGGGAAGUAACUGGAACAGUUCGUACUUAUAACAAACGCGAAACUCUUCCCUGUAAUUUUACCGAGCUUGAAUUUCUUGGGCAAAUGCCACACUUUCUUCCCUUCCCACAGAGGGCAC